Messenger RNA from Ruditapes philippinarum (Manila clam), 3368 nucleotides. RefSeq names its product 2-hydroxyacyl-CoA lyase 2-like. Gene Ontology annotation, biological process: L-valine biosynthetic process. The coding region runs from base 33 to 1934 and encodes 633 amino acids. Gene Ontology annotation, cellular component: acetolactate synthase complex. The transcript has 15 exons. The record is from RefSeq and is a predicted model, not a curated record. Gene Ontology annotation, molecular function: magnesium ion binding; thiamine pyrophosphate binding; acetolactate synthase activity. NCBI's taxonomy places the organism in Eukaryota, Metazoa, Mollusca, Bivalvia, Venerida, Veneridae.
CAACCUACCGGUGAAGAUCAAAGUUCUCCACAAUGGAAGACAAGACUGUCUGGGGCCAGUUUCAGUCAAAUUUUUUGAAAUUUGCUAUACCAGCUGGCGUGUCAACUGCUGCUUUUGGUUUAAUUUUCUUUUUGAGGAAAUUUGGGAUAAUUUACCAGUGGUCGCACAAGGUUGAGAGAGAAUCUAAAAGACAUGGUGGUGAGAUUGUGGCAGAGGUUUUGAAGGCUCAUGGCGUGAACAAUAUUUUUACACUUGUUGGUGGCCAUAUCUCACCUAUACUUGUUGCCUGUGAAAAACUUGGCAUUAGAGUAGUGGACACAAGACAUGAGGUCACUGCAGUAUUUGCGGCCGAUGCUGUUGCUAGGAUGUCAGGGACGGUUGGCGUGGCUGCUGUCACAGCUGGUCCUGGACUGACAAAUACAGUGACUGCAGUGAAAAAUGCACAGAUGGCAGAGUCCCCUGUUCUUCUGAUGGGUGGUGCAGCUGCUUCACUCCUCAAAGGACGUGGUGCUCUACAGGAUAUUGAUCAGAUGUCAUUGUUCAAGCCCCUGUGUAAGUAUUGUGCUACAGUAACCAAGGUACGAGAUAUAGCACCAACACUUAGGAAAGCGUUACAGAUGGCCCAGUCUGGAACACCGGGGCCAGUUUUUGUGGAAUUUCCUAUUGACACACUCUACCCAUAUGAAAUGGUAAACAAAGAGGUUGGAGCCAAAAAUAAAGGCAAAGGACUCGUUCAAAAUAUUGUAAACUGGUAUCUGCAGAACUAUGUGAAUGAUUUAUUUGCAGGGGCAUGGGAGAAAAGGGAUGUAACUCCACUUCCUGCUCAAUUACCUACUGCAAGCAAUGAUCAAAUCCAGAAGAGUAUUGAACUGUUGUCGCGAGCCAAAAAGCCUCUGAUACUUCUUGGAUCUCAGUCCACACUUCCUCCCACGCCAGUUGAUGAUCUCAGAAAGGCUUGUGAAAGUAUGGGUAUCCCAUGUUUCCUUGGUGGUAUGGCAAGAGGUUUACUAGGUAGAUACAGCGAGCUUCAAAUUAGACAGAAACGUGGUGAAGCUCUGAAAGAGGCAGAUGUAGUGAUCUUAGCAGGAACCGUGUGUGACUUUAGGUUAGGUUAUGGAAGAGUCCUGAAUAGAAGAUCCAAAAUAAUUGCUGUAAAUAGAAACAAGGAACAACUUUAUAAGAAUACAGACAUGUUUUGGAAGCCUACUGUGGCAAUACAGGGGGAUGUGGGCAGUUUUAUGGUUAAGUUAGCAGAGGGUAUGAAAGGUUACAAGUGUGACCAGGAAUGGCUUAACAUGCUGAGAAGCAAGGAUACAGAGAAAGAAAAGGCUAACAGGGAUAAAUGCAGUGAGGUCACAGACAUACAUUUGAAUCCAGUGAAAGUUUUACAUACAGCAGAGGAAGUGAUGUCAGAAGACACUAUCAUGGUGGCAGACGGCGGUGACUUUGUUGGUACCGCAGCUUAUAUCAUGAGGCCAAGAGGACCUCUGAGAUGGCUGGAUCCUGGAGCAUUUGGCACACUAGGUGUAGGUGGUGGGUUUGCAUUGGGAGCGAAACUUUGCAGGCCAGAAAGUGAUGUUUGGAUUAUUUAUGGUGAUGGGUCACUUGGUUACAGUGUGGCAGAGUUUGAUACCUUCACAAGACAUAAGACCCCGGUGAUUGCCCUGGUAGGUAAUGAUGCUGGUUGGACACAGAUAUCAAGGGAACAAGUGCCAAUGUUUGGAAGUAAUGUGGCUUGUCAGUUAGCUUUCACUGACUAUGAGACAGUUGCCAUAGGAUAUGGAGGUAGGGGCCUCAGAUUGGAUCGUAGUAAAGAUGAUAAAAUCAAAGAGGUUCUGGAAGAGGCCAUUAAACUUAGUAGAAAUGGGGACAGUGUACUAGUCAAUGCUUUAAUAGGAAAAACAAAUUUUAGGGAAGGCAGUAUUUCUGUAUAGAUUGUAACGAUUCACUGGUCUGCCUUGAAGCAACUGUAUUUUGUAAUUAUUUAAAGCUGCAUACCUUCAGAUUUGUGAGAAUUGCAAUAGAAAUUUAAAAUUUGAUCUAAUGAGUCAAAAUGGCAUUAAGUGUACUUAAGUGAUUAAUGUAGCUUGAGGCACUGACUAAUACGGUAAUUACUAUACAUGGACAUUACAUUGAACAAAAUUUGCAUUUUUCUCUUACCCAGAUACUGUUGUUGAUGAAAUGAGUAAAUUCUUGCAUAUUUUACAUAAUACGUGUACAUUUAAAGUUUCAAUUUUUAUACAUUUCUAAAAUUAUAGAUUUAUUUUCUUACAUGUGCCUUUUUUUGGAAGAUUUAUUUUACACCUAUGAAGUCUUGGUGCUUUACACUAAUAUCAUAAUUCUAUUUAAUUUUUCUAAAUGGUAACCACGAUGUUCAUGGGGGCAUGUAUGCACAGAAUGUAUUAAGAUAAGUUUAACAUAUCUUUGAAUCUUGAAAAGCAAAAAAACAUUUAAAUUAUAAUUAGUUUUGUAUGUUACAUAUAUAUGUUAAAAUCGAUAUAUUUUCAAUCAUGUUUUACUUAGAAGAUGUCAUGGUUUUCAUCGUGCAAAUUAGGGAACUUUUGCACAUGCAGUGUUCAUACUUGAUUGAGGUUUUUUGACAUGAUGGGAACUGGAAAUCUUUCUCUGAGAUUUGUCUACCAUUUGAUGUAGGUCUAUACCAAUAACAUGUGUGCAAAAUUUCCGAUCGUUCUCUCCUUCCAUUUUCCUGCAAUCAUUUUUGUUGUGCAAAAUGACGCAAAUAUGAAGUUUUGCAAUGCUUUUCAGUCAAAUCGGGCUAAAAAAUCACAUAAAAAAAUUGAUGUUCUGUUUAAUUCAGAGUAAAUUUCUUUAUUUCGCUUUGAUUUUUUUUUCAUGAAAGUGCUUCACUAGAUCAAUGUUAUAAUUUUUAGGUUAUAGAAUUUUUUACCUUUAAAAUGGUGUUACUUUGUCAGUUGAGGAAAGCCAUUUUAGGGGACACAAUUAUAAUUGCAUAUCUUUAAAUUGUUACCUGCUAAGUGUGCAUCAAAGAGGGCAUGAACAUUGAACAGAUAGCCCUUGUUUGUUAUAUACAUUGUAUUUUAAAUGCUUUUUUUCUGAUUAUUUCUAUCUAUCCUGUGAUAUUCAUGGUCAUUUUGAAUGUUUGCGUAUCUUAGGAGUUCUGUCUUAGAUUCUUUCAUUGUGUAAAUUUAAUUUUGAUUGUGUGUGAUGAUGAAUGUAAGUGUCUGUAUGUAACAGAAAAUGAUAAUUUCUUCAUGCAUGUGAUAAUUUACAUGUAUCUAUGUUUCUUGGUGUUUCUGUUCAAAUAUAUAUAUACAUGUAUAUAUGAACAAAUUGUACAAAACUGCCUUAACUGUAGCUAUGUAUGCUAAUAAAAGAAUAUAUUACAA